Polychytrium aggregatum is the source of this 3251-nucleotide messenger RNA. Its product is annotated as Sodium/hydrogen exchanger family-domain-containing protein. Gene Ontology annotation, biological process: proton transmembrane transport. The coding region runs from base 80 to 2761 and encodes 893 amino acids. NCBI's taxonomy places the organism in Eukaryota, Fungi, Chytridiomycota, Chytridiomycetes, Polychytriales. The record is from RefSeq and is a predicted model, not a curated record. The transcript has 7 exons. Gene Ontology annotation, cellular component: membrane. Gene Ontology annotation, molecular function: antiporter activity.
CGCUCUUGCUCUUGCUCCCCGCACCCGCUCCAGUACCCGCUCCGGCACCCGCUCCGGCACCCGCUCCAGCUGCUGUUCCAUGCCCGCGCCGACCGUCUCCGGCUUCAACGCAACGGCCACCGGCGUCUUCGCCACCGGCUCGCCCUGGACUCCUGAGGGCCUCUCGCUCUUCUUCUGCCAGCUGGUCAUCAUCCUGGGCGUCUGUCGGAUCAUUGCCGUGCCCUUCAAAUACAUCCAGCAGCCCAGGGUCAUCGCCGAGGUCAUUGGCGGCAUCGUCCUGGGCCCGACCCUGCUCGGCAGAUGGACCUGGUUCCAGACCACAUUCUUCCCUCCGGCCUCGAUGGCCUUCAUCAACCUGCUCGCCAACGUCGGUCUGCUUCUCUUCUUGAUGCUCAUGGGCCUUGAGCUCGAUCUCUCGCUCAUUGCCAAGAAAUGGCGAACCUCGCUCUCGAUCUCGCUCACGGGCAUGUCCAUGUGCUUUGCGCUUUCCGUCGGCGUCAGCACCUUUUUCUACCGCAACAUCGACGGUCUCUCGGGCCUGGACUUCACCAACUUUGCUCUCUUUAUCGGCGUCGCCAUGUCGGUCACCGCCCUCCCUGUGCUCGCCCGUAUCCUGGUCGAUUUGAAGUUCCUGAAGACUCCGCUGGGCACCGUGGUGCUCUCGGCCGCCAGUGUCGAUGACGCUGCUGGAUGGACCUUCUUGGCUCUGGUCACUGCGCUCCUCAACGCUUCCAGCCCCAUCGUUGCGCUCUACAUCUUCCUCUGCGCCCUGGCCUUUGCCAUCUUCCAGCUGACCGUCACCAAGUGGUGUCUCCAGAAGGUCUACGACUGGUUGACCGAUCACUACCACGGCAACACCAACAAGGGCUCUCACUCGAUCAGUGAACCCAUGGUUUUGAUUUCGUUCCUGGUCUGCCUGGCUUCGUCCUUCGUCACCAACGCCAUCGGCGUCCACGCCAUCUUUGGCGCCUUCAUCGCUGGUCUGAUCCAGCCCAGAACCAACGAGUAUCACGUCAAGCUCACUGAGCGCCUGGAAGACACUGUCACUAUGCUUCUCCUGCCUCUGUACUUUGCCUAUUCCGGCCUCAAGACCAACAUCGGCACCAUGAGCGAUGGUCUCAGCUGGCUUUCGCUCUUGAUUGUCCUCAGCUGCGUGUGUUUUGGCAAGCUGGGUGGAUGCACCGCAGUUGCUCGAUUUGCUCUCAAGUUCCAGUGGAGAGAAGCCCUUACUAUCGGCGCGCUGAUGAACACCAAGGGUCUGGUUGAAAUCAUCAUUCUGAACCUGGGUCUGGAUGCCGGCAUCAUCAACGCUAGAGUCUUCUCGAUCAUGGUGCUUCUGGCUGUUUGCACCACCAUGAUGACCACCCCACUCGUCCGCUUCUUCUAUCCCGAGAAGCUCUGGGCCGAGCGUGUCGAAGAAACCGAACCUACCUCGCCCCCCGUUCUCGACCACAAAGUUCUCAUGGUCGUCCCCGAUAUCCAAUUCGUCCCUGGGCUGAUGACUUUCAUGCAGUUCUUCAAGGGCUCCGCCUCCCCCAGCUCCAUUCCCGAGGAUGAUGCCCAAAAGCUGGUCAACGUUGAGAUGCAUGCUGCGCGCCUGAUCAACCUCACCGGCAGAAUGUCGGCCAUCUUGAUUGCUAGCGAGUCCGAGGAAGAGCUGGUCAAGCGCGACUCGGUGAUCAACGCCUUCCAGGCCUUUGCUCACCUGCGCCGCAUUCGCUUGAACCCCCAUGUCGUCGUCGCCCCCGAGAACGACCAAGCUCUGCAGCUCUCCAAGGUGGCCCAGGCCAACUCGCUCAAUGUGCUCGUGGUUCCCUGGCACCCCACCGACAUCUCCUUUGUGACCAACAAGGAUGAGACCGGGCUUUUGAGCUGGUUCACCAGCGAGAUGUCAUCCAGCGCCCCGUCCUCCGCUGGGCCCGUCAUCACCCCCAGCGCCGCCAAGAGCACCGAUGAGUUCUAUAACCCUCCUCAAGACAUUUCGAUCGAGCAGCGCAAGACCUCCAAAAACGUCGGCACCAUGGUCUACCAGCUGAUCAAGAGCUGCCCGCUCCGAAUCGCUGUCCUGGUCGACCGUGGCUUUGCCAUCCAUGUCUCCAGCGACCCCGUCAUCUCGAUCCUGGUUCCGUACUUUGGCGGCCCCGAUGACCUUGAGGCUCUCUCGCUGGCCCUCAAGCUCUCGGAGCAUCACCGCAGCGACAUCCACGUGCUCCACAUCUCGCUCCUCGACCACAGCAAGGCCGUCGAGGAUAUCCAGCCCGGUCUACACAGCAACCAGCAGCCGUCGUCCGCGACGUUGGCGGACCCCAUCCCCAGCCUCGAGAACAUGAUUGGGCUCGACCACCCCGGACGUGGCGAUAUCCUCGCCUCGCUCAAGCAGAUCCAGAGCAACGACAGCUCGCCCAUCAAGAUCCGAUACACCUCAGUCGAGGUCGAGCCCGUGCUCUUUGUCAACCAGGUCCUGAACCAGAUUCGAUCCGAGUCGUAUGCCCUGGUGAUCUGCGGCCGUACCCUGAAUGUCCCAAGCAAGACGACUGCCGCUCAGGGCGAUGGCGAAAGCAAGCACAAGACCCAGACCGAAGCCUCCUCCGUCCACGACACCGGAGCCGACCGUGCCUCCCUCGCCAGCCACCAAUCUCUGCUGAUCGGCGGCCGCGUCCCCAUGGCCGAGAAGAUCCUGGGCCCGCUCGGCGCAGCCAUCGUCAAGUCCGAUGUCGGCAACGCCGGCUUGAUUGCCGUGCGCAAAGUCAAGUCUGUGUAAGGAAGACUUCCGGGCUUUGGCCGUGCGUGCACUUUUCGCUGACUUUUGUGAAUAAGCGACCCACUCUGCACGUCAGUUCCUGGACUCGACGGGAUGGGUUGAAUCAGCCCCUAUAUCUCGUGAAUGUGUCUGCAAUCCACGUGAAGAGCCAUACUGAGCCUUUUCAGCCGCUAUGCAUAUGCGCUGGAGGGUGGAAAGAUGGUGUGUUUCUCUGCCGCAUCUCCUGCUUUUGUCUGGGUUCAAUCAAGCCGUUCCUGCCCGCCCGCGUCCUUUGCCAAAUAGGAAUGAGCGAUCGAUAGCGCCGGUUCUCGCACACAAUAUAGCAAGGAUGUGUCUUUUCGCAUUCGCCGUGAGCGACCGGUGGAAGAUGGAGGGGCAGGAGCGAGUUUGUUGUUGCAUGAAUCAUGGCUGUAUUUUGGUGUUUGUGAAUGCAAUCCGACUCUGGCGACAAUCUCUUCUCGUUACUGCACCGUGUGCAGUUCUAUAGCUC